Molecule: messenger RNA, 2643 nt
Organism: Gaeumannomyces tritici R3-111a-1
Lineage: Eukaryota; Fungi; Ascomycota; Sordariomycetes; Magnaporthales; Magnaporthaceae
Exons: 4
Coding region: 277-2643 (788 amino acids)
Biological process (GO): DNA-templated transcription
Cellular component (GO): nucleus
Molecular function (GO): zinc ion binding; DNA binding
Source: RefSeq, a predicted model, not a curated record
AGGAACCGCGUCCCUCUUAGCUGCUAUCCAUGCAGAACCAGAAAGCUGUAAGCACGCGCGCACAUCAAGAUCUACGCACACACCAAAAUCUCGGCAUCGGCACCGAGGCAAAGGUUAUGCCGCUUACACACGUUACCUGGGUUUAGGAAAUGUGACAGGAGUCACCCAUGCAGCAACUGCGUCAAGCGUGAGGGUGCGGAUACGAGCAGCUGCUCGUACGCAUCACCUGCGACACGUAAAAAGAACCAAAGUCAAGGCGCAACGAGCCCGGAUGACAUGCAGAACCGUAUUGACCGUUUAGAAGGCCUAGUAUUAGCACUCAUGCACGGAGGCGCCAACUUGGAAGGGUUGGGGGCGGCGGCCGCCACGACGGCUUCCUCGAGCGCCUCGGCCACGCACACCGGCGCGACGCCGACGACGACGACGACGACGACCGACGGGACAUCCUCGGCGCGAAACGAAACGCAUGGCCAUCUCGACGGCACUAGAGACGACGGAGACGACGACAGUGAUAUUGAGAACGGGCUCUCCACGUCGCUCGGGUUCCUGAAGGUGGAUCCGGAGAAGGGCAAGUCGAUAUACAUUGGUCAGGAACACUGGCACAGCAUCCUGUCUGGCAUUUCGGAGGUCAAGACGUACUUCAUCAACCACAAAAAAGACCUUGAAAAUAGCUACGCGCGGGUGCGCCAGAGUAAACCGCCGUCGGCUCUCCAAGGGCUCACACUCCUACUGGGGGCAGCACCUGCCCCUGAGGUCGAGCUGCGGGCAGAGCUGCCGUCCAAGUCGAGCGUGCUCACGCUUUGUGGGCGGUAUUUCAACUCGAUGGACAACGCCGUCAACAUUGUACACGCGCCCACGUUCCACCAGACGCUCCAGAAACACUGGGAAGACCCAUCACAGACACCCAUCAUGUGGCUAGGCAUGCUCUAUUCCAUUCUGUGCCUGGCCAUGCUCAGCUACCACAAGGUUGGCGACGAGCCGGCCGAGUGGAAAGGCCGCUCGCUCGAGCUGGCGGCAGAGUACCGGCUGAGGACAGUGCAGUGCCUUGUCACGGGGGACUACACCAAACCAGGCGAAUACACGGUUGAGACGUUGAUAUUGUACAAAUUCGGCGAAUACUCGUCCCGAUACGAUGCCGACGUGGGUCUGUGGAUGAUAAGCGCCCUGACCACGAGAGUGGCCUUCAGGAUGGGAUAUCACCGAGACGCCAAAUGGUUCCCGUCCAUAACGCCGUUUCAGGCUGAAAUGAGACGGCGCACGUGGGCCCUGAUCAGGAUGUGUGACAUCAUGUUUUCUCUCCAGGUCUCUCUCCCAGCAAUGAUACACGACGAGGAUUGCGACACGCAGCUCCCCAGCAACAUCUUUGACGAGGAAUUCGGGCCCGACACCAAAGUCCUGCCGCCGUCGCGCCCGCGGACGGAACCGACGCCGAUGGCAUACAUGAUCGCCAAGGUGCGGUUAGGGCUAGAGCUGGGCCGCAUCAUCCAGGCAACGACCAGGAUCGGUGCGCAGGUGCCUUACGAUGAGAUCCUUCGCCUGGAUGCCAGGCUGCGGGAGGUUGUUGCCGAGCUGCCUCCGCAUCUGAAGCUGCAGCCCCUCGAGGGUUCGCACGAUCCGCUCACGCUGAUCAUCGCGCGGCUCAACAUUGACAUUCUCGUGCAGAAGAUAUUUUGUCUGCUGCACCGCAACUAUUUGCCCCGGUCGAGGAAAAACCCGCGGUAUGCCCACUCACGGCGCACGGCCAUCGAGGCGUCAAUGGAGACGCUGCGGCACCUGGAGGCGAUGCACAGAGAGUCACAGGGGAACGGGCGGCUCCGGUCGAUGCAGUGGUUCUUCAAUUCGGUCGCCACCAAGGAGUUUCUUACGCCGGCCAUGCUUGUCGGGUUCGACCUCCACUACGACAACAUGGAAGAGAAGUCGGGCCAGCGCCAUGAUUCGCAGGGACUGUUCUUCUGGACCCCCCAGCAGCGAAUCCAGAUGGUGAAGGCGCUCGAGGUAACGCGCGGGAUUUGGGACGGGAUGAAAGACACAUCGGUGGACGCAUGGAAGGCGUCCCAGGUCCUCCGAAUCCUGCUCGAGAAGAUCAGAAGCCCUGGGCCGGACCCAAGCGGCACGGCGGCGGCGCCUCCGAGACAGGACGGCUUUGGAUUUUUUGGCGCACCCUCCAGUUCGGAGCUGAAGCCUGAGCACUCGGCAGCCAUGACACUUGGUAUGCUCUCGGGCGGUGGUCUGUCGCCAAACACGGCGGCCAUGCUAGACUCGAUACAGAGUCCAGGGGGCGCAACAUACGCGGCUCCUUCGGCGAUGGGUAUGGGUGGCGAGGCCUCUGGGCAGGCACAGGCGGCCAUGUCUCCCGAUUUCAACAUGGACAUGUUUACGGGAAUCAACAACGCGGCGUCUCCAUUCGCCUCCUUGAUGAACACGGGGAACCCCAUGGACUUUACUACCACGGGCGGCUUUGACUGGGACGCCUUUGAGAGCUAUGCACAUUCGGCAAGCUUCGCGCCGGACAACUUCCAGUUCAUCGGUAGCGUGGCGCCGAUCCCUGGCGGGUCAACGAUGGACGGCAGCUCGGGCUUUGCGUUCAACAGUCCAAACGCACAACAAGGAGAGCCAUCGGGAGAGUUUGAAAAGAAGACAUGA